ACCUGCGUCAUCUCAACUUGUUACUGACUAACAGUCACUGUUUGAGGAAGAGGACAGACUGGCACAUCAAUGAUCAGCUCCUCUUUGGUACUAAGUGGAUAUUCUGAGAGGGAACCAUGAGUCGGGGAUCUAAGUCUAAAGGAGUUCAGGGGUACAGUCCCAGCUCUCUGCUGAGCCCACAGGAGAAUGAGAGGCUGGAGGACCUCCUGGGGAGGAGGUGUGCUUCCCUGGCCACGGCUGUAGUGCAGCUGUUUAUGGCCCUGCCACAUAGUCCCACCUGCUGGAGCCUGCAGCACACUGGGGUGGCCUGCUUCGUCAAGGACAACGUUCGCCGCUCCUACUUCAUUCGCCUCUUCGAUGUCAAGAAAGGACAGCUGACCUGGGAUCAGGAGCUCUAUAACCAAAUGGUCUACCACUGCCCCCGACCCUUCUUCCACGCAUUUGCUGCAGAUGACUGCCAAGUGGGGCUGAACUUUGUGAAUGAACAAGAGGCUGAAACGUUCCUAAAUGCAGUGGAAGACAAGAUAAACCAGAGAAACCGUCAAGUCUCAGAGAAGAAACAGCGCCCCCUGCUUUCCAAUGACAGAGGGGGGCUGCCUCCACCCCCUGGUAAAGGACCUGGGAGUCCCACUUCUCCCUCCAUGGCAACCAUAGACAUCCAGGCCUCACGCUACCACUCCGUCACACCUGUGCCCGCCCCUGCCUUUGUCAGUAAGGGAAAGAAGGACAAGAAAAAGGACAAGAAGAAGGGCAGUAAACUCUCCAAAGCAGACAUUGGAGCGCCCAGUGGGUUCACACACGUCAGUCAUGUGGGCUGGGAUCCCAACAACCUGGACCCUGACCUGAAGAAGCUGUUGUCCUGUGCUGGGAUCAGUGAGGCUGAGCUGAAGGACGAGGAGACCUCCCAACUCAUUCAACAAGUCAUCGAGAACUCAGGCGGCAUGGAGGCAGUCAAAAAGGCCAUGAACACUGAUCCUGGGCCUCCUCACCCUCCGCCUGGUAGGCUGGGUCCUCUACCCCCCGUACCAGGCAGCUGUUCCCCCUCUCCUGCCCCCCCUCCUCCACGGGGGGGUCGCUCCGGCCCCCUGCCCCCUCCCCCAGGACAGCCAGAACGAGGCCCGCCCCCCUCCCAUCUCCCUCCAUCACGUGAAGCCCUGCCACCUCCACCCCCGCCAAGCGGCCGAGGCGGACUCCCACCCCCUCCACCCUCUGUGUCCUAUACUUCUCCUCCCCCUCCCCCUCCCCCUGGCUACCAGCACUCCAUGCCAGCGCCUCCUCCACCUCCUCCCCCGCCUCCCCCAGCCCAGAGGUCUGGAGACUUCCCUCCUCCUCCACUCCCCUGGAAAGGUCCCCCACCACCUGCUCCUGCAUCUACAGGAGGAGGGGGCGGAUGUGAAGGAGGUGAAAUAGGAGCUCUGCUGGACCAGAUCCGCCUGGGGAGGAAGCUCAAAAACGUCCCAGACAGUCCUGAGCCACCUCCGCCUGCCGAGACAGACUCAGAGGGCAUCGUAGGAGCUCUGAUGAUGGUCAUGCAGAAGAGGAGUAAAGUAAUCCACUCCUCUGAUGAAGGUGAAGAAGGAGGGUAUGAUGAUGAAGAUGAUGAUGAAUGGGAAGACUGAUGAGUGCAUUCCUUACUGUAUUAUUUUCCACUCUGUAACCAUGGACUCCACAGUCUGGUUUAUCUGGUUCAUCUCUUUUGUGUUGGUGUUUUAGUAUCAGUUGCUGACUGGAAGGUGACUCAUGUAGAUGUACACCUGAAGAAUGCUACAGAUAAGGAUGAUGUGAAAGUCCCAAAUGUGAGAGAAAUCAACAGAACGUAGGACAGAGAAAGAUUUGAUGGGAUCACAUAUCUUUAUAUUUAUCGUUUGAACAUUUCCAGUGUAGGACUUAUGCUGAAUAUGUACAACACAUUACAGUAUAUUGCUCAAUAUUAUUAGAAAAGAUGGUGAGGUCUUCUUCACAAAGUCUUCUUUAUACCCGUUCCCAUUAAAAGUGACAAUUUGA
Coregonus clupeaformis (lake whitefish) is the source of this 2004-nucleotide messenger RNA. RefSeq names its product wiskott-Aldrich syndrome protein. The record is from RefSeq and is a predicted model, not a curated record. Bases 117 to 1619 code for a protein of 500 amino acids. The transcript has 11 exons. Gene Ontology annotation, biological process: actin filament organization. NCBI's taxonomy places the organism in Eukaryota, Metazoa, Chordata, Actinopteri, Salmoniformes, Salmonidae.